CGUCAUAAAAAAAAUAUGCCACAACGUUCACCAUUCGCCAUACAAGAGCUGCUCGGCUUGAGCAAUUCAGCCGCAGCAGCAGCCGCCGUGGCCGCAGCCGUCGCUAAAACACACGAACCCAUCGCAAGUGGCAGCGAGCUCAAAGACCACGACACGCCGUCUGCGAAAACAAAAGAACCUGUGGUAGCAGCGACUACGGAGGGCACACCGUCACCCACGGCAACAGCAACGCGUACGCCAUCGCCCAAUCAGCCAGCGUUGGCUGCCAAUAGCAGCAGCAGCGGCAGCGCUAGCAGUUCAACCACUUCAUUAAACACGACCGCAACUGUGGGCAGUAGUGCGCCCACACUGUCGGCGUCCGUGGUCACUACGGCAGCAAAUGGCAGUAUUGCAACCGGGUCGUUUAGUGUUGCCGCCGAACAGCAACAACAACAGCAACAGCAUGCUGUACAACAACACCAACAACAGCAGCAACAUCAUCAUCACCAGAUGACAAUGGCUGCUGCUGCUGCCUCACGCAUGGCCUACUUCAAUGCACAUGCCGCGGUUGCAGCUGCAUUUUUGCCACAUAAUCUAAGUAGUGGCGGUGCUGCGGCGGCGGCAGCCCAACAUACUACCAAUUUGCAUGCAUUGCAACAACAUCAUAAUCAUCAUCAUCAUCACCAGUUGCAACUGCAGUCACAUCAUGCACACGGACAUCCGCCGCAUCAUUUGUUGCAUGCACAGGGUCCUUUGUCCAGCAAGGAUUUCACACUUGAUGGUAUAAAUGGUUUUGGUGGCAAGAAAAAGAAGAAGAAACGUCGACAUAGUCGUACGAUUUUCACUUCUUAUCAAUUGGAAAAACUCGAAGAGGCCUUCAAAGAAGCACACUAUCCAGAUGUGUAUGCUCGAGAAAUGUUAUCGCUAAAAACCGAGUUACCUGAGGAUCGGAUACAGGUUUGGUUUCAAAACCGGCGCGCGAAAUGGCGCAAAACGGAGAAGUGCUGGGGGCGCAGCACAAUUAUGGCCGAGUACGGAUUGUAUGGAGCGAUGGUGCGCCAUUCGUUGCCACUGCCGGAGACCAUAAUCAAAUCGGCUAAGGAGAACGACUCAGUGGCACCGUGGCUACUAGGUAUGGAGACGGAAAGCAUGCAUCGCAAAUCGAUAGAAGCCCAACAGACAUUCAAAGAUGAUUCCGGCGUCAGCGAUCACGAGGACUCGGCUGGUUCGAAGUCCAACGAUGAAGCGCAACGUCUCAGCUCCUCCACCGAGUCGUUGAAUGUCGUUAGUCCGGGACCGACGCUUGAGCGUUCGCACAUAUCCUCCAAUGCGACCACACCAACCGCCACCACAGCUUCAUCAUCGUCGCCGCACAUCGAUUUGAGCAGUCCCUCACCGCCGUCAUCACAUGCGUCAAACGCAUCACUGGCACUACAACUAUCACCGCUGCAACAACAUCAGCGACAUUUGUUUCAGCAAGCGCUAGUGCCGCCUACCGUACAACCCUCUUACCACCCGCUCAUGGAUGCGGCCAAUGCCAGCGCUGGUGCGGCCACAAGCAAAGAUUUCCAUAUGAUUAUGAACACGGCGGUGGCAGCGGCGGCGGCGGCCGCUGCAGCAAGUGGUGCUGCCACUACGGCUGGUGGCAGUGGUGCAGCGGUUAGUGGCGCAGGCGGUUUACAUCAUCAUGGAAGAGGCGCGUCGGCUGCAUACGCAACGCUCGAUCAUGAUCCGGACACAUUUCGCAACAACUCGAUUGCCUGUCUGCGCGCCAAAGCGCAGGAACACCAAGCUCGUCUGCUCAAUAGUGGCCUAUUCUUGCAGGUGCGCUCCUUUGCCGGUUUUCAAGCCAACAGCAAUGCCGCUAGCAGUCGCACCGUUGGCAAUAGCAACAAAAGCAAUAACAACAAUGAAUUCAUAAAAAUUGUAGACGAGUUGGACGGAGGCCAAAGCUCACCUGUUAAUUUUGGUGGUAUUUGUAAUGCGGAUGGCAGCGGGCACAACAACAACAACAAUAUCAACAAUAUUGAUUUCUGUUUGCCGAUCGCAAAUGCCUUGCAACAACAACAGCAGCAGCAGCAACAACAAUUAAAGUUGGAGCGCAUGUCCUGUGAUCUGUAGCAUUGAAAAGCUAAUUAAUCGCAUCAAAAGCCAAAGGCAACAAAAAUAGUAACGAAUUUAUUUAUAAAUUAAACUUUACAAAUUGUAUUAAUAAAAACAAAAAGUUUUAAUCUAACACGUAUAUUUAAGUAAAAAUAUAUUCUUGAUUUUAGUUAUGAAUAAUUUAAGUCAAUGUAAAAAUUUUGAACAUAUUUGUAAGCACAAAAAAAAUAUAUAAAAA
Messenger RNA from Bactrocera oleae (olive fruit fly), 2320 nucleotides. The record is from RefSeq and is a predicted model, not a curated record. NCBI's taxonomy places the organism in Eukaryota, Metazoa, Arthropoda, Insecta, Diptera, Tephritidae.